AUGAUCUAAACAAAUAUCAAUUAACAUGAUUUGAAUUAAAAUUCUGAUUCUGAAUAAUCAGACGAACAUCAUUUGAUUAUACUAAAAAUAAGGAAAACUGAAGAAUCUAAUUUUGAAUUGGAAGCCAAAAAAUAAAGCAAUCCAAAUUUAUUUUACAUAUCGUUGCUUAAAGGAUAAUUCCACUAUCUACAUGAUUUAUCAAUUGGAAUGCAGAUAGGUGUUAAAGGUAGAUUUGAUCGAGAGAACAAACUGACAAUUGAUAAUUCUGAAAGACUACUAAUUAUUGUUGACCCACACAAGUCUAUUGCGGUUACAAGUCUAGGCAAUUAUAUUUUUUGCCCAAGAAAAAAAUUGAUUUCAGAAGUUUUUAUAUCUCCUGUGUAGACAGAUAAAUAAAGGCAAAACUUUUCAUAAUAUAUUUGA
Messenger RNA from Paramecium sonneborni, 423 nucleotides. NCBI's taxonomy places the organism in Eukaryota, Ciliophora, Oligohymenophorea, Peniculida, Parameciidae. The record is from the annotation of a GenBank genome assembly.